AAAUUAUUGGGUGUUGCUUGUCAUCAAUCCCGGAGCUGAGAUGAUAUAUUAUAUGGAUUCAUUGCCGGGGGGACAUCCUAACAUUGACGUUGUAAGAAAAAAGUUCAUGAAUGCCAUGUGUAUUUGUCGUUCCCUUCAUCUCAAGUUAAAAUCAAAGUCAAGUAUAAUCCCAUGGAUAGAAAUAAAGUGUCCUAUGCAAACUAAUGGCAUUGAUUGUGGCUAUUUUGUCAUGCGAUUUAUGAAAGAGAUAAUAUUGCCAAAUCAAGACAUGAUCCCCGAAAAUUACUUUGGAGAUUACAAAUGUAAAACCUAUUCUAAAGAUAAGCUAGUUGAGGUCGAGGAGGAUUGUGCAACCUUUACGGUCGAGUAUCUUAGUGAGUUUCAUUUUCUUUUUCAACAAUUUUCAUUUGCGUUUUUUAAUUGA
This is a messenger RNA of Medicago truncatula (barrel medic), 424 nucleotides long. RefSeq lists its product as uncharacterized. The record is from RefSeq and is a predicted model, not a curated record. Gene Ontology annotation, molecular function: cysteine-type peptidase activity. Gene Ontology annotation, biological process: proteolysis. Bases 41 to 424 code for a protein of 127 amino acids. The transcript has 4 exons. Lineage: Eukaryota; Viridiplantae; Streptophyta; Magnoliopsida; Fabales; Fabaceae.